Molecule: messenger RNA, 1610 nt
Organism: Filobasidium floriforme
Lineage: Eukaryota; Fungi; Basidiomycota; Tremellomycetes; Filobasidiales; Filobasidiaceae
Exons: 3
Coding region: 154-1374 (406 amino acids)
Source: RefSeq, a predicted model, not a curated record
AUCCGUUCCCACCAUCAGCCCAUCAUCAACAGAUGCUGAAAGCUGCAACUUGAAGAGCGGAACGAUCUCGGUAGAUAUUAUCGAGGAGAAGAAGAAAGAACGUUGAAUCCGGGCCGACUGCUUCCCUGUCAUCCAAAGAAUAACAAAAUUACAAUGCCACCCAAGGCCAAGAAGAAGGGCAAGUCGAAACCCGUCAUCGAACCCGUUUACGCACCUAUCUUUGCCGACAUUGACGAUGUAGAAGGGACACCGUAUACUCUGCCCCCAGCUAAUCAGUCGGAACAACUACUGCCGAAUGAGAUCAUGAGCCACAUCUACUCUUUCGCUAGCAAGGGGACCCUGGGGAGAUGCAUGGAAACAAGCCAAGUGCACUUCGAAUUAGCCGUCAAGCGUCUAUACAGGAAGAUCAAGUCGUACGACAUGAUCUAUGAACCGGGACCACAGGGUGGUGGAUGGAGAUCCCUCAGCAACCCGUUGUUCCAGAUGCAAACCAAAUUUCGAGGGUGUCCCGGUGCUGCUAUCCGUCGGGAUUCCUAUCGGCGAGCAGUCCGUUCCCUAAUGUUCAACAGGGAUGAGGAUUUCGGCUUUGCUGGUCAGCCUGCCUUCGAUCUUUUACGGGAGCGAUUUCCGGCCCUCUCAAAAUUAGAGUGGACCGAAGGCUUGAAUGACUACUCUGUCCGAACGGAAGAUCAAGGGUCAUGGUCGAAUCUCCGACUCAUUCUUUCCGGGCCAGAUGAGUUUUCGUACAACAAUGGUCCUUCCGUCGUAGGGAGACUGACUGCCACUUUGGGAAUCCCGCUGUCGAGAUUGGACUAUAACGAUCCUAUCCAGGGCUAUGAGGCACUGGACGACUUCAUCUUCAAAUUGGCGAAGCAUUGCCAAGAAUUACGGAUUUUAUCGAUAUCCCCGGACGAAAAAACGGGAGAACCUCCUAUCGAGUGGUACCGAGACCUUUUCCCAAAAACACUGGAGGAACUAGAUCUUCCAGACGCGUUGCCGUACAACGUCGAGGCCGUGCUUUCCUGGGAUCUACCUCACCUGCGAGAAUUGACCUUCGAGCUGAGACCUAGUUCUAUGGAGGACCUCGACUGGCUGGAGCCGAAAGCAACUCGCAUACCGAACUGCACCAGUCUGCAAAGCGUUCGCUUCGAUGGCUUCGCUGAAUAUGACUUCGAUUUCGAUGAACCUCCUGAGGCCAUCGAUCCAUGCGAUAUGGCCUUAUGGCUUUCCAGGACGUUGCCUUCGCAAUGUAGACUCGCCGUGAGCAGGACCGCCAUCCCGAACGGGGAAGAAGGUUGGUCGCGCCAAGUAGAAGAACGGUAUCUCGAACAGCGUCAGCUCGAGCGGGAGGAAUCUCGAAGUACAGCUCGAUAGUCUGUCUCGAGCGGAGAUGUUGACGAGAUGUGGGCUUUAGAUGAACAGUAGAUUCUGGAUAAGACUGGCCAGCGUAUGUAGUAUCAGUGGAAUAUGCUUUGGGGCUUUGGCUCUGCGACGUUGUGUCUGUGUAUACACGUGUUUCACUUUGGAGCAAAAUACUUCCGAAUGAACGAACUACAAUAUGCUUCCGAGAUCUUAUUAGGGUCCUUUCAGCUGGCGAUGCAUGAUCACUC